AUGUUAUCCGAAGCCAUACCGGCCAACACAGUAUACUCACUACUCUCCUAUCUAGAUCCUUCAUCCGUAUCGGCGGUCGCUCAAACGAUAACCCUUUCGUUCGUUGGGGAUCCUCUGAUCCGAUGGUUGCGUCCUAGUGCAGCCCCCUGGUCGACGCAACAGCAUGAGACGAACAAAUGGCAAUAUCGUCGCGUACAACAAGCAAUAUUAGAAGGCAUCGUGCUCCGAUCUACAUCACCGCUACAGCUGGCGGAGGGAUUUCCGACACGUAGUCAGCAAAAAGAUCCCCCAACCUCUAUCGGCGAAAUAAAUGGUGGGAAUAACGGGUCCGGUGCGGGAACGGUGGCUUUAUUAUUUCCCCCAAAGAACCGACAAACAUGGACAUGGAAAAAGAUCACCCUUGCCGUGAAACUGUGGUUUCUGAGCUGGUUAGAUCCGGUCUCAGACAACGGAGCUGACGAAAAGCGCGUCGAAAUCUUGCUUGAUGCACAUGACACGGCGCUGAAGAGGAUCGCAACCCGAUAUAAUAUCCAAGACCCUUGGUAUUUAGAGGUCGUGGCAGUCCAUCCCUCCCUUCAAGGGCGAGGUUUAGGCAAGAUUAUGAUGGAGCGCAUCUUGGACUAUGUGGGCCAUAGGCCAAUUGUUCUGGAAUGUACCGCUGAGCGGAAUGUCGGAUUUUACAGCACACUUGGGUUUGAAGUCAUCGAGGAGGUCGAGUUGGCUGACAGUGGUGGAGCCGUCAGUUGCUGGUUUAUGCUACGGCGAAGCAGUUCACGGUAG
Messenger RNA from Aspergillus bombycis, 780 nucleotides. Its product is annotated as GNAT family N-acetyltransferase. The transcript is spliced from 2 exons. Gene Ontology annotation, molecular function: acyltransferase activity, transferring groups other than amino-acyl groups. The record is from RefSeq and is a predicted model, not a curated record. Lineage: Eukaryota; Fungi; Ascomycota; Eurotiomycetes; Eurotiales; Aspergillaceae. The coding region runs from base 1 to 780 and encodes 259 amino acids.